Molecule: messenger RNA, 1825 nt
Organism: Tilletiaria anomala UBC 951
Lineage: Eukaryota; Fungi; Basidiomycota; Exobasidiomycetes; Georgefischeriales; Tilletiariaceae
Exons: 2
Coding region: 216-1739 (507 amino acids)
Source: RefSeq, a predicted model, not a curated record
CAUGACUGGUUGUCCCACAGCAGACACAUUAGCUCUACUCUGUGGACUGGGACAUCGGCAAUUCCGAAUGACAUAAUCUUGAACGUUUCAUUCAUCCCGGUGGUGCGCAGUGAAGGCACAUCCUCGGUUUCAGACGAAGCCGUGGACAAAGUGCAAGGACCUGAUUCGCUCGAUGCAAGGCACUGCGCGACGUAUGACGCUGAUCCAACGCUCGGAUGGAUCACAAUCACCCGCCUGGGCGGCGGGUGCCUGUUCGCAGAGCCAGCGCCUCGACUCUGUCCGAUGGUCGCCUACUGUUGUCCACCUGGCUCAUCGGCUCUGCUACCAAAGGGCUCGAUGAUCUCAGGGUGCAGGUCAGCGUCGACAAGGCAGACUACUUUGGCAAUAGCUCGACAAGCUCAAGUACAGAUCCUCUCAUUCCAGUCUUUUUCCGAGAACGGGUCCUGGACGAAGAAGAGAUUCUUGAAAACUUGAUUGAUGCGAGGACCGGCCAUGUGUACUGGACGUCACACCGGCCUAGGAGGGGCUGGUACAUGUUCCUUUCUUCGCCGGCGCUACCACUAAAAACGACCAUCCGGCUGCGGCCGACACAGAGUAGUCAGAGCUCUCCAAGCACACAGCUGGUGUUAUCUGUCCGCUCGCAAGUCGCAACACAAUUAGCAAUGGGUCUGAAUGCUACCAUCGAAGAAGCAGCACAAUGCAGACUCGAACAGAGCCAUGAGACGACUGUGCGCCAGGCAGCGCAGCAGGAAGUGCAGGCAUCGGCGGCGCGGAUCACCUCAGUAACUAGCCCGGAUCCUGAGGCCCUUGAUGCAACUCAUGCCCGGACAUCCUCGCGAAGUGCACAUGUGAUGAUCCGGCAAGGUACAGAAGGGCAUUCAAGGAAGCGCAGCGUUGGCGGACCUCAUUCACCGAAUAUUGGCCUGGGAAACGUAGGCGGUAGGCAGAGGGUUCUGGCGGAGGCAAGUCUGCACGCACAGCGCGAAGGAGGGCCUUCAACAUCCCGCAGCCUACCGAAGAUCGACAUCAGUAGGAGCCUAGGUUCGAGCAGUAAUUCUGCUUUUUUGCACUCACCCCAGCCUACCAGCACAAGGUCGCAAUUCGACCGACCAUACUCUCCCAUCGAGGAACACGUACACCUCCCCGCUCCGCCGGCCCCAGCAGCGUCCGCCGAGACAGAAGCGCCUGUGCGCGAAAGUCUGCCAUGCACAUUUGUCGUUGUGGAUGAUGUAGGAGGCGCGCCUUCCCUGCGUGGCUUUCUGGCCAAGCAUCACAACGCGGCGCAAAACAGCCGAACUUUGAACCAGGAAGCGGGUGGGACUCCAAAGCAGCAGGAUAAGCCAUCCCAUAGCCGCUUGUCAUGGACUCGGUAUCUCUGGACCCUCGUGCCGAGCCCCAUCAGGCCCGCUUUGUCCUUUGACACGGGCAAAUCUUUCCGCAUUGUUUGGGUCGACGCACCGCGGCUGGGCACCGCCAGCCCAACUGCGCCCACCUGGCCUACAAAUCGACAGCAGUCAGGCCCCUCUUCUGAUGAUGGUGGUGCCCAGAUCGAAGUCCUGCGCUUCGAAGAUACGAGCGGCUUUUGGUUCUGGCAACCGCACACGAGCGGGCGGCUGAUCCUGCAUGAAGAGGCUGUGCGCGCUAUCGGUGUCGAUCGCAAGUUCUGGUUCGCGGUCGCGCUCAGCUAUCUUGGGUUUGUCGAGGAGAAGGACGGGUACUUCGCUGCCAUGCAGGCAUGACCCCUGAGGCAUUGCAGCAGCCUUUAUUCGCGGCUUGCAUAGAUUGUAUUCUACUACAUAUACACUGCGCUGCGAUAGACAUAGAC